AUGACUACCGCCGAUGAGAGCCUGGCCAUCUUGGAAGUCGCCUUCUAUGCCCUAGUGGUCCUCCCCGCUGUGUACUGUCUGAUCAUGCACGGCCGACCGGGCCUCACGGGUUGGGCUUACCUGCUCAUCCUGUGUGCUCUUCGUCUGGCCGGCAAUGGGAUGUUCCUGCAGGCGUAUCAGGACGGAACUCUCAGUAUAACGGCUAUGGUGCUGAACGGUAUUGGUCUUUCACCGCUCCUGGGUGCAGGGUUAGGGGUGCUACAUGAAGCGUAUGUUGAUGGCCCUCUGAUCCAUAUCUCCAAGGCUACCCGACUUCCUCGGCCGGAGAGGAAUCCUGAUCACGCACGCAGUGACCUUGGCCGGAGUGGCCUUGGCAGCUUCAAGUGUGAACAACCGGUCGCUGCUCAAAAUCGGAAUGGUACUAUUCACGGUCGGCUGGGUCCUGGUGUUGGCCUCGGUGGCCCUGUCCCACAGCAAAGGCAAGCCCAGUCAGCGAUUACCGGGCGAGGAGAAGACGGUAUCUCCUCCUUGCCUGAAACUGCAAUGCGUGAACUGCUUCGGGACACGGCCUUUGGGAAGCUGGUUCGCAUCCUGAGCGGCCACCGGCUUCUUCGCUAUCCCGAGGAGUGCGAUGCUUCCAUCGCCUCAGAGUACAUACGCACCGAGCCAGGUCAGGAGAAGACCAUCGUCGUUGGCUGGCGCGCGAAUGACAGCGAUGAUCCCCAGAAUUGGGGCUUCGGCAAGAAGCUCCUGGCUAGCUCGUUGGUGUGGCUUUUGACCUUUGCCGUGUACAUUGGCUCGGCGAUCUACAGUCCCGGCAUCCCAGGGGUUGCGACCGAGUUUGGGGUCAGUACUGUGGCCUCGACGCUGGGUCUGACGUUGUUUGUGCUGGGUUAUGGAAUCGGUGUGCUUUCCUGCCCCUUGAUCUGGUCCCCGCUUUCUGAACUCGCGAAUAUCGGAAGAAACCCCAUCUACAUCCUCACGCUGUUUGCCUUUCUGUGUCUGAAUUUCGCGGUGGUGUAUGCCCAGAACUUUGGCAUGCUGCUGGCCUUUCGAUUCCUAACCGGGUUUAUCGGGUCGCCGGCUCUGGCAACAGGGGGUGCCUCCAUGGGCGAUAUCUGGAGCCCUAACACGCGGGAUUAUAUGAUUGUAGUAUGGGGCACUUUCGCCAUUGCAGCGCCGGUUCUAGGGCCCAUGGUUGGCGGAUUUGCCUCGUCGGCCAACGGCUGGACGUGGACCAUGUGGCAGUUGAUUUGGGUGUCCGCAUUCGCGCUGGUGGCACUCUUCUUUCUCUUACCUGAGACAUACGGGCCGAAUAUUCUGUAUAGACGGGCUCGGCGGUUGCGCAGGAUUACAGAACAGCCGUUCUAUUGCGAGGCUGAGCUCGAGCUUGAGACUAUCACUUCCACGGAGAUGCUUUUCGAGGCCCUAGUCCGCCCCUUCCAGCUAUGCUUCCUCGAGCCAAUUGUCCUCGUGAUGAACAUCUACAUCUCUCUCGUAUACGGCAUCCUGUACAUCUGGUUCGAGGCAUUCCCCAUCGUGUUCCAAGAGAUCCACGGCUUCAACCCAGGUGAGAGCGGCAUGUCGUUCCUAGGCAUCAUCACCGGAACCCUCGUCUUCGCCAUCCCCGGCUACUUCUCCUGGAAGUACUUCCACCAGUCCCAGCAGAAGGUGCCCACGCCCGAGUCGCAGCUCCCCCCCGCCAUCGUCGGCAGCAUCUGCCUCCCCGUCUCGCUAUUCUGGUUUGGCUGGACCGGCAACGCGUCCGUGCACUGGGUCGUGCCCAUCAUGGCAUCCGCCCUGUUCUCCGUGGGCGGAUGUCUGAUUUUCAACCCGAUCUUCUGCUACCUGGCGCAUGCGUACCCGCGGUAUGCCGCCUCCGUACUGGCCGGGAAUGACUUCAUGCGGUCUUCGUUUGGGGCUGGGUUCCCGCUCUUUGCUGCGGCGAUGUUUCAUAAGCUGGGGGUGGGCUGGGCGUGUACGUUGCUGGGCUGCUUGACUUGUCUUUUUGUGCCGUUUCCGAUUGUGCUGUACUGGCGUGGGAGGAGACUUCGCUUGGCGAGCAGAUUUGCCAGGCAUGAUAUUUGA
Molecule: messenger RNA, 2088 nt
Organism: Aspergillus mulundensis
Lineage: Eukaryota; Fungi; Ascomycota; Eurotiomycetes; Eurotiales; Aspergillaceae
Product: MFS transporter
Exons: 6
Coding region: 1-2088 (695 amino acids)
Biological process (GO): xenobiotic detoxification by transmembrane export across the plasma membrane
Molecular function (GO): fluconazole transmembrane transporter activity
Source: RefSeq, a predicted model, not a curated record